AUGACAUUUGGUCUGGCAUGUUGUGCUGUUGAAAUGAUGCACUUUGCUGCUCCAAGGUAGGGUUUCAAUGUCAUACAUGUACAUGUAGAUGUAUGUGCAAAAUAGCAAAGCAUGGACCACUGAUUCAUACUCAUACUUUUUUUAAAACCUGUAACAAGACAACUGUUUUGUCUCUCACAAGAAUAUUGUGUCUUGAGAUGAGUCACAACUGGCCAGAGUGGUAGUGUACUUUUGAAUGCUACUGUAAGCUCACUUCAGUUUUGCAGUUUGUUUCAAAUUCCUAAGGAUGAGAAAAUUAGUUUUUCAUUUAAGAUAAUUAUUGAACUGAUAGGAUCAAUCUCCAACCAAAUUUCUCAAGUUAUUUUAAUUCUUCUCACCUUCGGGAUUGUUCCAUAAGAAGAAUUCACCAAUAUGUUUAUGUGUUUCAGUUUUUUCUCUUUGUUUUCAGGUAUGACAUGGAUAGGUUUGGUGUCGUUUUCCGAGCAAGUCCAGUAAGUAUUUUAAAGUUCAUACACAUGGGGUUCUCAAUUAGAUCUUAAUAAAUGAAUAAAGAUUAAAACUUACUUUAUGGUUGGGUGGUUUUUCUUUUAGCAGCCAUUUUGAAUUUUGCAGACAGCUUGUGCAAGGUCUGGGAGGCCUCAAAAUCCUCGGAAGAUAUGCUUGCUUGCCAUACUAAGAAGCUUCCAAAGAUUUUUGGGAAUAUCCAACUAUCCCGGGCGCCCAAGAUUGCUUGGUCCCAGAACUCACACCAGCUGACUGCAAAUUCAAAAUGGCCGCCAGAAGAAAACAUGCCCACACUUCCCCACACAUUGAGACGAAAGUAAUCUUUAAUCAUUUAUUGUAAUCUAAUUGGACCUGAGAACCCCCUGUGGUCACACACUUUCUCAAGAGAAUAAGCAUUUAGAUGAUAAGACAGAGGAAGUUUGUUGAAACAUUAUUUAGACUUAAAGACUUAAAAGACGUAAAAGUCUUUUUCUGAUACUCUUAGCCCCAUAUAUAACCUUCAUCGCGAGAAGUAAAAGCAUCACUGAUUAUAAGAUUAGUUUUAUUUGAAAGAGCUUUUACUGCUGUCUGUGAUAUCAUACAGUUACUUGCACCUAGCGUGUUUUUUAAUAGAUCUAAUGCUUUUGAUGUUUUUCUGCUUUGUUCAGCGUCAAGCUGAUGUAAUGAUUGUUGCUGGAACGUUGACCAACAAGAUGGCUCCAGCUCUGAGAAAGGUACAACAAAGGCAUUAUGUUGUUGUGAUUAUUCUAACAACAGUUUGCCCAGGGGCAAACAUAACAUACUUUUGGAGUUAAAGCCCUCUUGAUAGAUGGACAGCUAAAUCGGCUAGUUACUGGGGGCUGUUUCUGAGGAUCAUCCCUGUACAAUAAAACAGGCCAGCUCCUAUGACAGGCAGUUUUUCUGCUUUGUUAGGGGAUCUGAGAUGGUUGCCACAGGUCAGGAAAUAGUCUGGGAAUUUCACUUCACGCCAGGGAAAAGUUAAUCUUUGAAAGAAGACAGGGAAAAGUAAAAUUUUGAGAGUAUAUAUUUAUUCUUUUCCUUCUACUUUACUGUUUUCUAACAUUAAAAAUUCUUUUGUAAAUUUAUGGACAUGAAUAGUCUGGAAUUGGUAGAAUAUUGUGGAUGAAAUUGAACCACAAGCCGAUGUUGACGUUGUUUUGUUAACUUACAAACUAUUAUUCAUGUACACUAUGUUUUCUCGGAGUGGAGGGGAUGGCUAUGAGGAUGGCUGUGAGGGAAGAGUUGAAUCUAUUAUCAGGCCUAGUAAUUUGUGAAACUCUUAAUUCAGUUGGUCAGGGAAAUUUUACAUUUGUCAGAUAAAAGUCAGGGAAUUUCAGAAACCACUGGCUGUGGCAACCAUGUCUGAUGAGAGGUAUUUACACUGUCGGUGUGGGGGUAGAUCUUAUAUUCAAUAAUUUGAAAACAACAACAACAACAAUGACAACAAAUCCAGAAAUACAUGAAGGCUUAGCACACUAACCUGUAACUAUUUCAUUUUUAAAAGUAGUUAAGGGAACAUUUCACAGCAAAGUAUCAAAUUAUUUCUGUUUGUAAAAGAUAUAAAACAGUUGAACCCCGGUUCUUGAACGCUCAGUUUUUUGAAAUUGCCAAUAAUUUGAACCAAACCUGACUACCCUUCACCAUUCAAACAUUGUAACUUUACAUGUACCCCUGAUUUUCAAACCUCCUGAUAAUUAUUGCACCCUUAAAGCCUCAAUAUCCACUUACAAAUUCUCCAAACUGAUCUCCAUACAUUUCCUUAAAGAAUGAGUUGAGAGAAUUUGAUAAAAGAUCAAAGCAUUUUCCCUGAGGUGAUCAUUUUAUUGAUUCUUAUAACCUUUUCUCUUGGACACAUAUUGUUAUUGUGAGGAGAAAGUUGAUGUUGGUCAUUCUUGGGACUUAAAGGAUUAAAUCUAUUUGUUUUGUCCGAGGUGGCUCAAAAAAUCCGGAUUUAAACGUUACAGUGGCAAAUAAUCUAAAUUCCAUACAUAGUCUAGGAGAGAAAAGGUCAAGUAAAAGAAUAGUUUACCGGCACUUAGUUACUGUUAGUUAUUUAAGUUGUUUUACUGAUUGAAUUUUGUUGUUAGGUGUAUGACCAGAUGCCUGAACCACGCUGGGUGAUAUCCAUGGGAAGGUGAGUUGGGUUUUAAGAUCUUGUGUAGGACUUGCUGUGCUAUUACAUGUAAUCUUCACGUGCCUUUUGCAUUUUGGAAAAUUGUUAACAUAUUUAAAAAAAUUCAAUAAUUUAACUUAUUGUACUACUACAUGAGAAAUUUCUGCAAUUUGAUUGGCUUAGAGCAGUGGUAUUUAAGAUUAAUUUGAUUGAUCUAUAUACAUUAUUUUUCUUCAACAGUUCAUUCCUUGCAAGCGAGAUUUUGAUUAAAGAUCAAAGUGUUUUCCCCGUUUUUUAAAUUAAUUCUCAUAAUCGUAUAUUUUGAUGGUAAGUGGAUGUUGGUAGGAGAAAAUUAAUGUUGAUAACUCUUGGGAAGGUUAAUAGCCUGUGACAAAGGGUGCAGUAAAUUAACACAAAAUGAGAAAAUUAAUAACAGGCGUGAAUGAAGAUUAAUUUCAACCACUGUUUUAUCAUCAGCUGUGCAAAUGGUGGCGGCUACUAUCACUACUCCUACUCAGUAGUUCGUGGCUGUGACAGGAUCAUUCCAGUGGAUAUCUAUGUACCAGGCUGUCCUCCUACUGCUGAGGCUCUGCUCUAUGGUGUCUUGCAGCUGCAGAAAAAGAUUCGACGCAGUCAACCCAUCCGCAUGUGGUACCGGAAGUGACGUAAGUGCUUAAGUUGACUCCAUGCUCAAAACUCGAUUCUUGAAACUCGAAGCUUUACGCUGCGACCAUUGCAGAUUCUUGGGUCUGGAGUUUUGUGUUUUGAGAAGCACAUUUUCUACUUGAAAGGCAAAGCGACAAUUAUUUUCGUAUAUGUAGCCUUUCCCACACCAUUUUCAGAAAUUCGCACCGACGAUUAGUGCGUGCGGUACGGUGGCCUUAAAAUUUUUGAAAAACAAGGUGCAUACCUAGUGCAUACCAGGUGGUGUUGUUCUAUAGUUCAUCCAGUCGCUCUUGAAUUCUCUGAACGAUGUUUACUGUCCAUGGAGCAAAGUGUUCGUGCAGUUGAUACAAUUAACUCUCCCUCAAAUGACACAUCUGCAAGACGGUUACCUUCCUUUAUUGUGUCAAUAAGAAAAUGCUUGAUAUGAAUCUGAUUGGUUCUUAACAGCCCAUAUUUGUAGCUAAUUUUGCUGUUGUAACUCCAAAACUGUCCGAUUUGACCUGUCCAAUUACCAGGAGCUUGUAAUCGGACAGGUCACAUAAUCGGACCGUUAAAGAACCAAUGAAAAUCAAGUAGCAAAUGCCACUGGCCAAUGAAAUUUAUUUUAACUAGUUUACAUAGCACAUGAUAACCAGUCAAAAUCAACAAAUCAAUAGUGACCAUGUAAGCUGUCCAGCUUCAACUGGAAAAGAAAAUUGAAUGAAACUAACUGGUGCAACUAACUGAGAUUCUCGCAUUUUGUUAUUGACAUAAUUAGUUGGUAAUAGGACUUCCUGUCGUACAAUUCAGGGCUAAUCAGGCCUUAAUAAUUGUACUGCACUCAGUCCUACUACCACUGCAUAACCGAUACCUAGAGUUUGUGAUAAUUUUUGACUUUCUUUAAGGCGGGCUCUCUAAGAUCUCUAAGAUGAAGGCUUUGUGCCGGUCCCAGAGAGAGUUGCCGAGAAAUGAGCGUUUAAAAGAUAGAGGUCAGAGCCAGAGAUGAAAAUAGUCAUUAGGUCGUAGUUAUGAUUAGGCACCUUUUUUCAGGGUAGGCGUUAAAACUCGCACGUCGUCUGGUGGAAUAGAGGGAAGUUUUUGUGAAUUGUGUGAGUAACAAUUAUGUCAACGUUCGAGUAUACGCCUCAUUCCCAAACUGUUUACAUUUAGCAUCACCUCAAAAUAAUGAAAGGAUGUAUUACCUCUACUCUGCCUUCUCAGUUGACGGUUUCGGUUGGAGCGCGGCGAAGGAAAUUUCUUCGCGUCAAAGGAGUGAAAAUAUCGGACAAAUUCGUGGGUAAAGCAAACGAAACUGGAAACUCGAAAUUGUGUUUCCAUACGAAUGAUUCGCAUAUAUUUUAAUUCUUCCUUUUUACAGUUGUUUUGGUGCAUAAAUAUGUACAGUCGAAGAAGUGCAGGAAUCUUGGUAGAAGUCGUGAUCUUCGCCAUGAGAAGUGUGCGAUAAGCUAAAAUAAAAAUCAGCAUGCGGCUUAUACAUUUGUGACCAUUUCCUUACCCUUGGCAUUCAUUGUAAUGUCAAGGUCCCGUCCCACGCAAACUUGUUUCCAGGUUCCCUCUCUUUUUCUUCAAGGAAGAGAUAGUACCCUGGGCCAUCAAAUUUGACCUCAUUUUUUUUGUUUGUUUGUUUGUCUUACAUAGACAACUUAUGUUCAGCAAUAUUUUGGGAAUUUGAAAGCGGUUAAUCAAAUAUAGUGCCAUUCUGUUUGUAAGAGAAUGUUUUAUGUUGAAAUUAUCGCGUAAAAUAGUUCGGUCUUCACAACCUGAAAACGCUUACAUAGUUUCUUCGGGUCAGUUGUUCUUGUUCCGUUUUCUAGGCUACCAGCAGAACCUAUUUUUUCUUAGUCCGUCGAGCGAAAUGCGGGAGACACAAAAUUGACCACGCGCGUGACUGAAGGGGCGAGCGUGCACUCCCUUUACUAAAUCUGAAGAAAGAGAGAGACAGCAUGUACCUGUUUUAUCCUUUCCCUCUCUCAAAUAACCAACUCUAUCACUCCUGUAGGAAAAAUACCAAAUAACAGUCUGCUACAAGUGAAAACUAAAUUAGGUUAUUCAGAAGUUCUCUUGAAGAUGUUGAAUUUGAAUUGUCCCGCCACGGGAUUUAUAAUGAUGCUGUCUGUAAACUCAAACGUUGUAGCAAAUUUGUUCUGCAAACAUGUGACCGAGUUUGCGGGCGUUAUGCUGGGAUCAAAACUGCUUGUAAAAAUUGCUUACCCUGCUCGAAAACUGGUCGGCAGAAUUGUAGUUUAAAGAAGUUGUGAUAUGUAUAGCAAGCCCUAAACAAAGAAUAAUUGUAAGCUAAUUCCUGUUAUUUCUUUUCAUUUUCUUUUACAGAAAGGACGUUCUGCUUCUUGUUCUUUAUUGAAUCAGCCGAAAUAUUUUCUUUCAUUGUAAAUACAAGUUCCUUGCGUGGAUUUCUUAUGUGAGAGAGAUUAAAACUAAGCUUGAAUGGCUUUGUGAAAUACCGGUAGGGUAAUUUAUCAGUGUUUUUCUUGAUGAUUGUUUAUCUUUGUCGUAACGGGUCAAAACAGGGUUAUUUUUUUGAUAUUAAUAAGACACGGAACGCUGUAUCAGAAUAUUGCAUUUUACGUGUAUGACAUUGGCAGUCAAAAGUUUUUUUAUCUGUGCUAUCUGUUAUGUAUUAAUCAAGCAAACUAAAAAAUAAAAACAUUUUUCAAAAUACACAGUAUUUUCCUGAUCAGCAAUUUAUUUUUUUAAAAACUCUUGUGUGCUCUUGCAAAGCUGAAUGGGGUUUUCCUGUCACGUUUUGGCCCUCAAUUUCUGUCUUUGUUUUAUACUGCUUCAGCGUCAUCUCCCUCGUGAAU
Porites evermanni is the source of this 6105-nucleotide messenger RNA. NCBI's taxonomy places the organism in Eukaryota, Metazoa, Cnidaria, Anthozoa, Scleractinia, Poritidae. The record is from the annotation of a GenBank genome assembly.